AUGGACGACGCCGCGCGCAGACGCGUGGGAUCGAUCGCUCAUCACGUGAACCCGAACAAUCAGGACCUCGCGAACGAAGGUUUCUCUCGCUCGACGUACGCGAGCGCGGACGCGUCGACGGUGAGCUCGUACGAGCGCGUGCACGGGAACGUCAGUCGUGACGCGGUGAAAUGGACGCGAGCGAGCGUGCGGACGGAUGCGAGCGAUGGGGCGACGAUCGAGCUCAGGGAGGUGAUUUACGAGAAAUCACCAGAGGGCAUCGCGCGGGUAACGAUUAAUCGACCGGAAAAACGGAACGCGUUCACGCCGAGAACGAUCAAGGAGAUGCGAUGGUGCAUGGACGACGCGCGGGACGAUGGGUCGGUGGGAGUGAUCGUGCUGCGAGGGAUGGGAGACUUGGCGUUUUGCAGCGGCGGCGACCAGAGCGCGAGAGGCGAGGGUGGAUACGUCGACGCCAAGGCUGGAGGGAGCGAACACACGCCGAGACUGAACGUGUUGGAUCUGCAGAUGCAGAUUCGACGAAUGCCGAAGCCCGUGAUAGCGAGCGUGGCGGGAUACGCCGUUGGUGGUGGACACAUUCUGCACAUGGUGUGCGACCUGACCAUCGCGGCGGAUAACGCGGUGUUCGGGCAGACGGGACCAAAGGUAGGGUCCUUCGACGCCGGAUAUGGGAGCACGCACAUGGCACGGCUGAUUGGACAAAAGAAGGCGCGGGAGAUGUGGUUCUUGGCGCGUUUCUACAACGCGAUCGACGCUUUGAAGAUGGGAUUGGUGAACACCGUAGUGCCGCUCGCCGAGCUCGAGACAGAGACGGCUGUCUGGUGUCGUGAAAUUCUGCGAAACUCUCCCACGGCGAUCCGUUUGUGCAAAAAUGCGCUAAACGCGGCCGAAGAUGGGCAAGCUGGCAUUCAGGACAUGGGUGGAAGCGCCACUCUACUCUUUUACCAGUCAGCGGAAGGGAACGAGGGGAGGCGCGCUUUCUUGGAGGGUCGCAGGCCAGACUUCUCUAAGUUUCAGAGGUUCCCAUAG
Molecule: messenger RNA, 1029 nt
Organism: Ostreococcus tauri
Lineage: Eukaryota; Viridiplantae; Chlorophyta; Mamiellophyceae; Mamiellales; Bathycoccaceae
Product: Crotonase superfamily
Exons: 1
Coding region: 1-1029 (342 amino acids)
Biological process (GO): menaquinone biosynthetic process
Cellular component (GO): cytosol
Molecular function (GO): 1,4-dihydroxy-2-naphthoyl-CoA synthase activity
Source: RefSeq, a predicted model, not a curated record